Molecule: messenger RNA, 1003 nt
Organism: Triticum aestivum (bread wheat)
Lineage: Eukaryota; Viridiplantae; Streptophyta; Magnoliopsida; Poales; Poaceae
Product: BTB/POZ and MATH domain-containing protein 2-like
Exons: 2
Coding region: 152-748 (198 amino acids)
Biological process (GO): protein ubiquitination
Molecular function (GO): protein binding
Source: RefSeq, a predicted model, not a curated record
CUGUCCCGUACGUCUCCUCUAGUUCGUCCAGAGAAAGAGGUUUUCGCCGCCCGCCGCCGCCGCUUCUCCGGUCGUCCCGUCCCUCUCAAGGCGAUCCCUGUCGCCGACGUGGUGAUUCACCCCUGUCCGGCCGUCCUUCCCAUCAGUCUCAAUGUCGGGGGAAAAGACGGUGUCUUUUUGCACCACGGAUAGUGUGCAGGGCAGCCACGUGUUCAGUGUUUCCGGGUACAGCAAGCAAAGGGGCAUGGGCGCCGGCAAGUUCAUCAGAUCCGGCGGCUUCUCGGUCGGAGGCCACGACUGGGCCAUCCGCUUCUAUCCCGAUGGGUUUAACGAUGAUUACCGAAUUUACAUCACAGUUUACGCCGAGCUCUUGACUAAGGACGCCGAGGUGCAUGCAUCCUGCGACCUGAGGCUGGUUAAUCAGACCACCGGGUUAUCCUCUUCCCUGGACAAGACGGAACCAAGGCUGUUCAACCAGACCAAUCUCAGCAGGUUUGCCCCACAAAGGGCCGACUUCAUGGCAAGGAGCGAGUUAGAAGCAUCAGCCUACCUUCGGGAUGACCACCUCGAGAUAGAAUGCAUCAUCACUGUCAUGAAAAAAGCACGGGUAUCUGAAACCAAGGUGCCCCUGUCCGGCAUCGCUGCGCAGCUCGGCAAGCUGUUGGAGGCAAAUGAUAUUCCGGAGGACAUCACAUUCAGCGUCGGAGGUGUGGUUUUCGGAGCACACAAGAGCUUGUCCUUGCUAUAAGGUCACCUGUGUUUAAGGCAGAGUUCUACGGGCGAUGAAGGAGACAGGAACGCCGCUCAUAACCAUCAAGGACAUGCAACCUGAUGUCUUCAAGGCCCUACUCCAUUUCAUCUACACUGAUUCAUUGCAGAUCACGGAUGAUCUCGAGGGAAAUGACCGCGUUGAGAUGCUCCAGCACUUUACUACUAGGAAAAGACUUACUAAUGGUGCACCAGUUUUGCCUACUAAUGGCACAUCACUGGUGUGCCAUUACUA